UAUCUUUCUGUUAUUCUGUUAGUUGGCCCAGGGAGAAAUACUACUAAUACUUCUCUAUUUCAGUAUGUUCCUUUGAAGAUAUUAAAAUGUUUCUCUCACCUAAGAAAAAGGAGGGGAAAAAAGCACUGUAUUUGUCAGUGGCUGUAAAUUGCUUUGCCUUUGUCAUUCUAUUUUCACUACCUUUGCUUUGUACUUUCUCUUCAGUUGCAGCUUCUUUCUGUACCUAUUUGGCAAUAAAGCAACAAAACUUCCCAGAGAAACAGUGCUAGAAAAAUGUGUGGAGCCUCCCAGGCUUCUGUGGUAUUCUGUAGUUGUCAAGGCUUACUAAUAUCAGUGAUCAAUGAUAUGCUGAUACACUGAUCAUAUCCUGGAUUCUAAGCACGUGACAGCAAGCAGUAUCACAGUACAGAAUGGAACACCAAUACGGUCACAUUGUAGUUUAGCUAUCCUUGUUCUGUACUAACUAGUCUUGCUGUACCUCUGUCCUGAUCCCAUCUACAGUCUCUCUUUUCUCAGGUUGGGAUAGUGUUACUUGCAUGGCAUCUCUGCUGUGGGUGGUUUUAAAAGCAAACUGCACUGCUGUUCCUUUGCCCACACUUUGUGGUACUCUAUCUUUCCAGCAAGGAGCCAGAGCAAUGGUGCAAUCAAUUAUCUCAUGAGGGGAGAUGAGGAGAAAAGGGUAUUAGGCCAUGCUGAUGGUUCUUGUGCCAAAGUAAGUGGGAAAACAAGGAAUUCCCUUCUAGCAGGAGGUGAAUCCCUGGAAAGAAUCUUACAGGGAGACCAGGUCAAUUAGGAAGCAAGUCCUGAUGAAGGGAAAGAGAUUUCCAAACUGGCGUACAACAUCCUAAACUGCUUUUGUCUGAAUGGUCAUGUGAUAUUAUUACAGUUUUGGUGUUCACUAAAUGUUUUACAGUGGAAGACCAUAAAAAUAUCUGAUAGUACAUCCUUUAAAAGCUUUGACUUCAAUGAACCAUUGCUACUUGCAAUGAUAAAAGGCUGACCAAUGGUAAUAGAGACCCAGGUUAGAUUCUAUGUGUUAAGGGUGGUAUAAGGUUUUUGCUAUAGUUUUGAUGCUUUCGUGCUACUUCUAGACAGAAUUCUGCAGUUUGUUGUGCAUGAAACCUUGGAUCUGAACCAUUAACUUUAUACAUGAUUAAAACAUUGCUCAAAUUUUAGAUGUUGGCAAAGUCCUUUGAAACCUACUUUGUUUUUAGUGAGUUACAUCUGUUAAACUGUUUUUGUUCUCUGUUCAUAGUAACUAUGGGGUCUUUAAUAAGACUUUUCUAAUUUUCUGUAGGGCUUCAGUGGAAUCUUUUAAGAAGGGAGCACUGAGGGAACAAGUAGUUAAUCUCGCUUCCAGGCAAAAGAGUCUGUUGACUGUUGCCCAAAACCAGAAGGAGUUAGUCCAGAAAAUACAAAAUUACAGAAAAACAAAGCAAGUAUUCAGAGCAGCUCAGUUAGAGGACCAAAUCUCAAACAUAGUUUUUUCCUAUGGAAAUGGUAAAGGACAAGGUUUAGCUGCUGAUGAAAUCAUGCAUCCUGAUGUAGUUACAUCUGAUACGGGGCUUGGUGCCAGCAUGGCUAAUGGCAACAGAGUAGAAGCACAUCUCUCUUUAGAAAAUAGGUUUUCAGCUCAGGAAUGCAGCCAACAUCCAAACAACUGCUUGGCUGAGACAGAAGCAAAUAAAGAAGCGAUUAGAAGCAAAGAGGUUUCUGAUCAUACUUCAACAUCUGAAAAGACGAUAAGAAAAUACCCCUUCAAUACUAUGUCAAAUGCUGUAGAAGUGGUAACAGUGCCUUCAGGAACUGCUGGUUCCACUGCUGAAACAAAGAAUUCACAGCAAAACGGCAUUGAUUGUGUAGCAGUUGCAGAGCAAGGACACAAGUCUUUAGAUCCCACUCCAGCAACAAACACAUUAAAUAUUUCAGAAGCCCAAAGCACUGUUGUCAAUAACAGUGUUUGUCAGCCAGGUGGUGACUGUCAGCAGGUUCUUACAGAUGAGGAUCUACACAGAUACGUAAAUAAGAAAGAAGCUUUCCAGCAACAGCAGCAGCAAGUAAUUGUGUCAACAUCCACAGAGAACUUUCCAAAUACUCUGCAGAAAAUGAUCUUUCAGCGCAGUGAGAACCCAUUUAAUGCCAACUUAGUGCUUACAAAUCUUACAUCAAACACAGAUUAUCCAGCAAACCUUAGUAAGAAAUCUUCCCAGGGCUAUAGUUAUCAGGAAUGUGAACAAAAACAAGUGAAGUAUGAAAGAAAAAACAAGAAGAAGCUCCAGUUGAUAGAUCUACUUCAGUUGGGAAGGAUUAAGCCAGGAGAAAAUGUUUUAGAAUUCAAACUGCAGGAAUUUAGUCAUAAAGCCACACUCUUAGAAAAUGGCAAGAUCAAAACAAGUGAAAACAAAAUACUUAAGAAUCCAGUUCAGUGGGUUAAAGACCUAUUAGGAAGUGAUAUUUCUGUGACAUGGAAGUACGUGUGGAACAAGGUUACGUAUCAUGGGAUGGAGUUGUCAAAACUUCUUGUUGAAGAAGUGCCUGUUUCUAAUGACCUGGAAUUACCAUCACAACAAAGAGAGCCCUUGGUAAAGAAUUUUACCACAAGGGACCCCAGCGACCACACCCAGCACUACCUGAGUCCCUGCACUGACUCUGUUGUUCUGCCUGUUGAGAGCUUUGACCUGAGCAACAUGCAUCCAAGAACUCAGACAGAAACAGCAAAAACAUUGCUAUGCACUGAAAGAGAAGCAGCUGAAAGUCUCCCAAUUACCAGAGAAUUAAGGAGUUCUUCUGUCCAGUUCAACUCAGUAGAAAGUCUGACACAAGCUGUCAAUGAGACAUUAGUUCUACGUACAGAGGAGUUUCUACCAUGGUCUGUAAUGGAAAAGCACUGGAAUUUCUACAUGGAAUGUGAAGAUUUUGGAUUCUGAAGACUUCUUGAGUACUAACAUAUUUUUUUCAUCAUCAUCUAGAAGUAAACAUUUGAACUUCUAGAACCAAGUGCUUUGUUACCAUCAUUCUGAUAAAUCAUUUGCCCAGCGCUUGGAAUGGACUGAAAGAUUGUUUGAGUAAAUGAGAAACUGAAUAGUACUUUGUAGCAGGUGAAAGUAACUGUCAAUAUUGAAUUUUGUGCUUUAACAUCAUUAAAUGGGAAAGUAGACAAGGGCCUGUUAUAUGCUGGUGCACAAUGAAAUAUAUUCUGUGUUGGUAAGUUUGUAUGAUACUCCACCGAUUUCUGUGCCUUCCUACCUGCCCGUGCUUGACAGUACCAGGCAGGUACCAACACCAAUGCUCACUUUUUACACCUAAACAUUGAUCCAGUCUUCCAAAGCACAUGCUGUCAGAAGAGGCUGCAAGUGCUUGUGCAAUAACGUGAGCUGUUAGGCAGAAAUCAAGACGGGCAGCUUUGAAAAUAACCAGCAACUUUGCUUUACUGGGCAUGGUUAUAUACAAACAUUUGAGAACGGGAUGUAUGUUGGGAGAGGUUAGAAAAGGCCUCUUAAUCUUUUAAAGUGCUCAGGGAAAUUCCAUUGGUGUUUCAACCAAAUCUAUCUGAUAGUCAAAAAAUGCACCAGCGUCUGGCAGGAAAUACACCGAGCCCAUUCCUGGUAAAUGCAUUUUUCAGCAUAAUAACAUCCUAGAUUCCCACCCUGAUCUGUGGAGGCUUUCUGUUUGUUUUUAUUUUACAAUGUGUGAAUCUGCCUCGGUAGUAUAUUUAUAACACGUUUGACUGUCAUAAGAGUUAUCUGCAUUCAAGUGACGUUCUUGCUCUUUCAUUCCCGGGAUUGUAAGGAGAGUUGAAAUAAUAACACCUACUACUCCUAACUCCAGUGAAUGGGGUGAGAAAUACCUCCUGUCAAUACCUAACAUCCUCAGUUCUCUAUCUGGAGUGAGAAGAGCUGUUCUGCAGGGAUUUGAUUAGUGUCUUUAGUGGGAGAAGGUUUAGGGAAGAGAGAGAGGGGUCUGAUGGGCAGAGUUAGUACUCUGCCCUGGGAUGCAUGAGCAAUCAUUGCCUGAUGGGCUGUAAAGAUUUAAAAAAAAAAAAAAAAAAAAAAAAAAAAAAAAAGCUGCCUCGAAGCCAAAAAAAAAAGUUAAAGGCUACUGAGUGACAGGUAUUUAGUAAAGGUCAGUUUCCACGCAAAAAGAAAAUGGAACAUUCUCACAGCUGCUGCAGCAAAACAAACCUGAAGGCAUAUUGGUUUAAAGGAACUGUUCAUUCGGAUGCUGCUGCUUGGAACACCCUCGGAAGAGGGAAGUAGUUUUUCAUUAGAAGUUGAAGAUUUAUGACUGUUAAAAUUACUACUGAGUUACUUAUAUGUUUGCUUGACUUCUUUGUUACCAGAUGUUUAAUAAAAUUGCAGUAUAAAAACUGG
Messenger RNA from Cygnus olor (mute swan), 4370 nucleotides. Its product is annotated as ankyrin repeat domain-containing protein 31-like. Bases 1533 to 2927 code for a protein of 464 amino acids. The transcript has 5 exons. The record is from RefSeq and is a predicted model, not a curated record. NCBI's taxonomy places the organism in Eukaryota, Metazoa, Chordata, Aves, Anseriformes, Anatidae.